AUGUCAAAGUUACUUUCUGAUAAUAACGCUCAAGAAAUGAGCAUUUCUAUGGUGAACAAGAAUUCUGAUGAUAGCCGGUUGGAAAGUGGACCUCUUGAAGACACCAUGAUAGAGGAUAAUAUAUUGGAUAAAUGCGGUUCAAAGGACAAUGAGCACCUUGAUCUGUUAGAUGAAGCUGAUUCACUUAAAACUAGUGAGAAAGUUAAUGGACAGUCAGGGACACAACAUGGAUCAUUAGAACUAGUGGAAAGCGAACAUCAAGAAAAACAACCACUUCAAAAUGAUUUUAAAGGUGAUAUAUCUGAACAGAUAGAAGCAACGUCAAUAAAUGAAGAACAAGCUAACACUGAUAUAGGCACAGAGCCAUCAGAGAAAGCUAUGCAUGUGUCAGAUAAUAAUGAUACCGAACUCUUGCCAGAAGAAAAUGAAUUAGGUACGAUCGACGGAUCUUAUCCGGAUAAUGAAGAUGCAGUCGUUUUUGAUGAUAAUGGGUUAAACGCUGGUGAUGCAACAAUUUAUGAUAACAAUGGAGAUGGUGUUGUACCCAAUGAUUUGGAGAGUGCAUCAAAUCUUUCUGUUAAGCAGUCUUCUAAAAAAGAGAAUGAUCAUUCAAAUAGCGGGAAAUCUCAUUGUAUCUUGGUAUAUGAAGGCAAAGAAUUUCCAUUGCACGUAAAGUCAAACAUAUGCUUGGGUGAUUGGAUGCAAGAUCUCAAAAAAGAAUAUAUUCAAGAUGAAACACAUGAUCAUGAAGUGGUGUUGACGUUUAAAGAUUCAGCCGUCGAUGACUUUCGAUUAGUUUUGACUCAAAAUUCUUUUAUUUUCAUGCGAGAAUUAAGCAUUUUAUAUUCUACUUCAGAUGUCGAAGGUGAAGAACCUGACAACCUUGAUGUUGAUGAUAAUUAUAAAUUGGAUUAUGAUAAUAUAUUACCAAAAUCCACAACUGAAAUCGCACAAUUAUCUGGGACAGAUAAUGGAGGAAUACAAUAUAUUGAUAGUGAAACCUGGAAAAAUGGAGCUCAAGGAUUCUACGCGGUUCCUCAAAUAUAUCACCAAAUUCAAGCGAAUGAAUUAUAUGUUAAUUCUCAGGGCCCCUACGGAAGUGGUCUAGGGUUAUAUGAUAACAUACCAUUUGAACAAAAUGAUUUAUAUGGCGAUACUUUUAACGAAUUACUAAAUAAUUUCGACAAUCCAGCCGAGAAUUUUGAUGGAUCAUCGAUCUAUUAUAAUCAGACGUUGGAUAAUUAUGGUAUUCCAAAAGAAAGUAUAUAUGAUGAAACGUUAGACACCAAAGAAACUAUAUAUGAUGAUACGUUAGAAAUAAGUAGUUCUCAGAAUAACUCUGAG
Racocetra fulgida is the source of this 1344-nucleotide messenger RNA. Lineage: Eukaryota; Fungi; Glomeromycota; Glomeromycetes; Diversisporales; Gigasporaceae. The record is from the annotation of a GenBank genome assembly.